AUGUCGGUCGCCGGCUGCGAGCUACCGGUCGCCGGCUGCGAGCUGCGGCGGGGCGCGUUGGAACCGCGGCACGGGGAGCUGCAGUACCUGGGGCAGGUGGAGCACAUUUUGCGCUGCGGGUUCAAGAAGGAGGACCGCACCGGCACUGGCACGCUCUCGGUGUUCGGCAUGCAGGCGCGGUACAGCCUGAGAGAUGAAUUUCCUCUGCUCACAACCAAACGAGUGUUCUGGAAGGGUGUUUUGGAGGAGCUGCUGUGGUUUAUCAAGGGAUCCACAAAUGCUAAAGAACUGUCCUCCAAGGGAGUGAGAAUCUGGGAUGCCAAUGGGUCUCGAGACUUCUUGGACAGCCUGGGAUUCUCUGCCCGACAGGAAGGGGACCUGGGCCCAGUUUAUGGUUUCCAGUGGAGGCAUUUUGGAGCAGACUACAAAGAUAUGGAUGCAGAUUACUCGGGUCAAGGAGUAGACCAGCUGCAAAAAGUGAUUGACACCAUCAAAACCAAUCCUGACGACAGAAGAAUCAUCAUGUGUGCCUGGAACCCAAAAGAUCUUCCCCUGAUGGCACUGCCUCCUUGCCAUGCCCUCUGUCAGUUCUAUGUGGUGAAUGGAGAGCUGUCUUGCCAGCUUUACCAGAGGUCAGGUGAUAUGGGUCUAGGCGUGCCCUUCAACAUCGCCAGCUACGCCCUGCUCACCUACAUGAUUGCACACAUCACGGGCCUGCGGCCAGGUGAUUUUGUCCAUACUUUGGGAGAUGCGCAUAUUUACCUGAAUCAUAUCGAGCCACUGAAAAUUCAGCUUCAGCGAGAACCAAGACCUUUCCCAAAGCUCAGAAUCCUCCGAAAAGUUGAGAGAAUUGAUGAUUUCAAAGUUGAAGACUUUCAGAUUGAAGGGUAUAAUCCACACCCAACGAUUAAAAUGGAAAUGGCUGUUUAGAGCACUUUCAGUGAUGCUGUGACUAUCACCAGUUUUUAGGGUAAAAUAGUUUUUCUCUAAAGGAAAGUAAACUAGGUCAAAAUUGACAGUGAUCUCUCUGUUACUAUCAACGUCUAUAAAAGUGUCACUGGCAUUUAGAACUGCCUUUCCUUUAGUAUCCACUGAAGGUACAUAAAAAAGCUGAAAUUAUAUACUCAGCAAAAAAAAAAAAAAUAAAAAAAAAAUAAAACUUCUUGUAUAUGAAGAAGG
Messenger RNA from Psammomys obesus (fat sand rat), 1179 nucleotides. RefSeq names its product thymidylate synthetase (gene Tyms). Bases 1 to 930 code for a protein of 309 amino acids. The transcript has 7 exons. Gene Ontology annotation, biological process: dTMP biosynthetic process. NCBI's taxonomy places the organism in Eukaryota, Metazoa, Chordata, Mammalia, Rodentia, Muridae. The record is from RefSeq and is a predicted model, not a curated record. Gene Ontology annotation, molecular function: thymidylate synthase activity. Gene Ontology annotation, cellular component: cytosol; mitochondrion.